This is a messenger RNA of Penicillium canariense, 1599 nucleotides long. RefSeq names its product glycylpeptide N-tetradecanoyltransferase swoF. Gene Ontology annotation, molecular function: glycylpeptide N-tetradecanoyltransferase activity. The coding region runs from base 1 to 1599 and encodes 532 amino acids. The record is from RefSeq and is a predicted model, not a curated record. Gene Ontology annotation, cellular component: cytoplasm. Gene Ontology annotation, biological process: N-terminal peptidyl-glycine N-myristoylation. The transcript is spliced from 3 exons. NCBI's taxonomy places the organism in Eukaryota, Fungi, Ascomycota, Eurotiomycetes, Eurotiales, Aspergillaceae.
AUGUCGGACUCCCAGGACAAGGGCAAAGGCCCCAAGCGCCAUGAGAGUGAGUCUGAAGACGCGGGCGCCGGCAGCGCCUCAGACAGUAGCAAGGGUACCCAGUCCCCGCCAUACAGCCCUCCCGAAGCCUUUACUGAAUUCUUGGAUGAUGCAGCUACCCCCUCCACCGGUUCCACGAAGAAGCUUCCCUCGAAGGUACUCAAGUCGCUUAUGGAAAUGAACCCGGCACUGAAGCAUGAGCUCGCCGGCAUGGACCAGGAUACGGCGGCGCAGACACUCGCGAAUCUGGACAUCUCGCAGUUGUUGACUGGCCUCUCAAUGGGCGGCGGGAAGAACCAGAAGGAUAUGGCUUCGUACAAGUUCUGGCAGACACAGCCUGUCCCGCAUUUCGAUGACCGGGCGCACCCGACUCCCGUUGCGCAGGGACCGAUCAAAAUGAUUGACCCGGAGAAGGUCUCGAAGACGCCGGACCCAUUGGUCGAGGGAUUUGAGUGGUGUACCCUUGACUUGACAAACGAGACUGAGCUGCAGGAACUGUACGAGUUGUUGAACAACCAUUAUGUGGAGGAUGACAAUGCCAUGUUCCGAUUCGCCUACUCGCAGUCCUUCUUGCACUGGGCCUUGAUGUCUCCGGGCUGGAAGAAGGAAUGGCAUGUCGGUGUCCGGGCGACCAAGUCCCGAAAGCUGGUUGCAUCGAUUUGCGGUGUUCCGACGGAAAUCCGUGUCCGCGGGGAGCGCCUCAAGGUGACCGAAAUUAACUUCCUCUGCAUUCACAAGAAGCUGCGCUCGAAGCGAUUGACCCCGGUCCUGAUCAAGGAGAUCACUCGCCGCUGCUAUGUCAAGGGUAUUUUCCAGGCCAUCUAUACUGGUGGUGUGAUCUUGCCCACCCCCGUUAGCUCCUGCCGAUACUACCACCGCGCCCUGGACUGGCUGAAGCUGUACGAGGUCGGGUUCUCGCCUCUUCCUCAUGGCUCGACGAAGGCUCGCCAGAUCACCAAAAACCACCUCCCUGCUACCACCUCGACCCCCGGCCUGCGGCCGAUGGAGUCUAAGGAUAUUGAUGCCGUUCACGACCUACUGGAACGAUACUUGCUCCGCUUCGACAUGAAUCAAGCUUUUACCCGGGAGGAGAUCGACCACUGGAUGCUGUAUAAGGAGCAGCCUGGCAAGGAGCAGGUUGUUUGGGCGUAUGUGGUGGAGGACCCGGAGACCAAGAAGAUCACCGACUUCGUCUCCUUCUACAACCUUGAGUCUACUGUCAUUGAUAACUCUAAGCACGAGCUUGUCCGUGCCGCUUACCUCUACUACUAUGCGACUGAGACUGCGUUUACCGACAACGCGAAGGCGCUUAAGGAGCGUCUCCAGCUUCUAAUGAACGAUGCGCUUAUCUGCGCUAAGCAGGCCAAGUUCGACGUCUUCAACGCCCUUACUUCGCACGACAACCCCAUGUUCCUCGAGCAGCUCAAAUUUGGUCCUGGCGAUGGUCAACUUCACUUCUACCUGUACAACUACCGCACGGCUGCCGUCCCCGGUGGAAUCAAUGACAAGAACCUGCCCGACGAGAAGAAGAUGGGCGGCGUGGGCAUUGUUAUGCUGUAG